AUACAUCAGCAGCCGUGUGAUUUUGCAGCAUGAAGACUAUGAAAAACUUUUGCCGGCCAUUUUGGGAGUUGUAAAGUACUGUAGUACUCUGCAGCUCUGUUGCAUGUUUCGCACAUCAUACAAGCACGUUGACUGUAAAAAGUUAGGUUUUUUAUAAGGUUUAUUGUCGUUAAAAGUUUGUCCAGCUUGCAGUGGAAAAUGUUACUUGGUGAUUGUGGUACGGAUGCUUUGGGACUACCAUUCCAUUUGCCUGUGGUCGUUACUCCACCGCUUGUACAAGCUGUGUUCUAUGGGGAUGCAGAUGAGGUGAGAGCGCUGUUGUACAAAAAAGAAGAUGUUAAUACAGCUGAUGUUGAAAGGAGAACUCCAUUACAUGCAGCAGCAUUUCGUGGUGAGGCUGAAAUAGUGGACCUUCUUGCUCAGAGUGGUGCGAGAGUAAACACAAAAGAUAGUCGAUGGCUCACUCCUCUACACAGAGCUGUAGCUUCUAAGAGCUAUGAAUCUGUGAAGAUGCUUUUAAAGCAUUCGGCGGACGUGAACGCCAGAGAUAAGAACUGGCAGACACCACUGCAUGUGGCGGCAGCACACAACGCAGUAAACAUUGCGGAACUUCUCAUUCCAAACCUGUCGACAGUGAAUGUAGCUGACAGAGCAGGACGCACUAGUCUUCAUCAUGCAGCAUUCAAUGGACAUGUUGAGAUGGUGAAGCUGCUAAUAGAUAAAGGAGCAACCGUGAAUGCGCAAGAUAAGAAGGAGCGUCGACCUGUCCACUGGGCUGCAUUCAUGGGGCAUGUUGAGGUGAUAAAAGUUUUAUUUGACUUUGAUGCGGAGAUAUUAUGUCGGGAUAAGAACUUCUACACACCUUUACAUGCCGCAGCAGCUAGCGGACAAGUCAGUGUGGUGCAACUGUUACUAAGUCUCGGGGCAAAGGUUGAUACCACUAAUAUCCAUGGCAACACACCGAUGCAUAUUGCAUGCCUAAAUGGCAACAACUUGGUGGUCCAUGAGCUGCUUUGCUGCAAUGCUUCCAUUACGGCAACCAAUCACAAAGGCCAAACCCCCUUGCAUCUAGCUGCUGCGUCUCCCCACGGAGCUAUGUGCCUCGAGCUUCUUGUUAGCAAGGGUGCUGUCACCACGGUGCAGUGCAAAGAUGGCCGUACACCGCUACACAUGACCGCUUUGCAGGGCCGGUACACACGUUCCCAGACGCUGAUACAACAUGGGGCCAUUGUAGAUUGUCCUGACCAGCGUGGAAGUACAGCUCUACACCUGGCUGCGCAGUAUGGUCAUGAACAGCUUCUAGUUACCCUACUAGCAAAUGGAGCAAACCCAACAAGACGAGGUGUCAAUGGUAUGCUUCCUCUUCAUCUAGCAAGUUUAAAUGGAUAUGUUGAAUGUUGCAGGCGACUCUUAGAAGCAGGUUGUAAUGUUAAUGAAACAGAUGACAAUGGAAGAACGUGUGCCCAUGCAGCCGCCUGCGGUGGGAAUGUGGAUUGUCUAGACCUUUUAAUUCGUAGCGGAGCUGACUAUAACAUAAUUGACAAAGAAGGCAGGACCGCACUACACUAUGCGGCAGGCAAUGCCAACCACCAGUGUGUUCUGUCGCUUGUUGCAAUGGGGGUUUUUCUUUCAUAUAUAAUUUUAAAUGUAUGUUAUUUAUCAGUUGCUUCAUUUUCACCCUUUUAUAUUAGUUGCGUUGACCAUCUUCUCCAUAAUGGUGCUGACGCCAGUUUACGAGAUAUCAACGGGUAUAACGCUGUCCAUUAUGCAGCUGCUCAUGGACACAGUCAUGUAAUAGAUAAGCUUUUAAACGAUGGUAGAGCUGACCUACUUAAUAGCACUGGGAUUGCUCCUCUCACCACACCUCUGCAUCUUUCUGCUUACAAUGGACAUGCUGAUGCCUUGAGUGUAUUAAUGAGGUCUAUUAUUAGUCUAGAUAUUCAAGAUGCAAAUGGUCGAACCCCGCUGGAUUUAGCUUCUUUCAAAGGUCACUCAGAAUGUAUUGAAACAUUAGCUAUACAAGGGGCAACGAUAUUAGUCAAUGAUUCCGUUUCCAAACGAACUCCACUACAUGCAGCUGCUUACAACGGUCAUGCGGAGUGUCUGAAAAUCCUCAUAGAGAACGCAGAAUCUCACCAGGCUGUCGAUUGUGUUGAUGAACAGAACCGCACACCAUUGAUGGUUGCGGUAGCAAAUGGUCACAUAGAUGCGGUGCUGCUGUUACUAUCCCAUAAGGCCAGCCUAUCUAUUGCAGACAUCAACCACCGAACUGCUCUGCAUAGAGGGGCUGCUAACGGACAUGAAGAAUGCGUAGAUGCACUCCUCCAGCAUGGUGUAAACACUUCCACUCGGGAUAUCAAAGGACGUACAGCGCUUCAUAUGGCAGCAGCGUGCGGCCAUGUUGGUAUCCUAGGAGCUCUUCUUCAAGCUGGUAGUGCAAACAUGCUGGAUAACAGAGGCUAUACACCACUUCACUGGGCAGCCUAUAAUGGUCAUGAAAGUUGUGUAGAACUUUUACUUGAACAGGGUCAACACAAGUUCUUUGAAGGGAAUGCAUUUACUGCCUUGCAUUGUGCUGUCGGCAUGAAGGUUGUGCUUUGAUGAUUUUAGAAAAGCUUACCAAUCCAAAUACUAUUAGUGUACCAAAUUGUGAAGGAAUGACAGCUUUGCAUAUAGCAGCAGCCAGUGGCUUAGUAACUGUGGUUCAGGAACUUAUAACCAAAGGUGCUAGUUUAUUAGCAGUUGACAACAGAGGCUACACACCUGCAUUAAGUUGUUCAGCGAAUUCUAAGGUUGCAGACUGUUUGGCCAUCAUCCUAGCGCAAAUGAUUCCAUUCUCUCCAAACAGUACCGCUGCAAAUUCACGGAUCGCGAUGGCGCUUACCGGGGAGCUUGGGCGAACACGCACACUAGGUAGCCUUGAUCUGACCGACGGCGACGGUAACCACAGCCGCACAGGUAGCAAUGUAGACACGUCUGAUUCAGAAACGUAUUGAGUUGCCAAAAGUACAAGAAUGCAACUACGGAGAAUGUCCUGUGUACUGCCAUGUGUGUAUAGCGUUAGCUAAGGUAGAACAACAGUGGCAAUAGCUAAUUCAAUACCAAAUAAUAGGUGUAUUAUAAUUUAGUUGAAUUAAGAAAUUGGUACAAAUUAAUAUGUUAUCGAGCACACAGACUACAUUUGAAUUUAUUUUAAAGUGCUUUCCUUAUUAACCACUAUGUAAAAUUUUUUUAACAAGACCAAAUUUUGACCAAAGGGUUGGGUUUUUGUUUGUUGUUUUUUUUGUGGUGCGUUGCCUACAUCUUUUGAGUGUUGGGGAAAUCCACUAAGAAUUUAGCUUUCAUUUGUGAUUUGAUAUUUAAUUAAUUUUCAUAAAGCAAUCAAUUUAAUAAUUUUAUCAGUUAAUUAAGCAAUAAUGCAAUCAUUACACAUUAUACAAUAAACUAAAUGUAAAACAAACAACAUUUAAGCCAAAUAUUUAAAAAUAUGUGGUUUCUGCUUUUGAUUUUUGAAUAAGAGGUAGGCAAGGCACCUAUGUUUGCAAACAAAUAGUUCCACCACCCCCUCCCCUGCAGGCCCACUGACACAUAUUUAUGCCAAGGCCUGGAGACCCACAAUUGUGCAUUGGUUAUAAAGAUUAUUGGAUUUCUACAAAAUUUGGUAACAGCUUAUGAAAGGGAUUGUGGUGGGAAGAAAAUUUUUUUUUUAUUUGGCCUUAUAUUUAGAGGGAUCUGUAAAGAAAAAUAUGGAAAUUAGUCUUGAUAUUUGAUCCAAUACUUAAAGUCACUGGAGUGAAUGUGAUUAGGCAAUAAUAUUAUACUAAUUGGCAUUUCAUUAGUUUAAUUAUUUAUUUUUAAAAUUUUGAAUUGAAAUUGACAUCAAUAAAAUAUUUAUUUAUUUUAUUUAUUUAUGUCUUAUCUGUAACUUGGCUCCAGUAGUUAGGGCAUCAUCAGGUGUAGUGAUGAAGUUCCAUCUAUAAUCUGCACAAAAGUAUUUCAACAAUUUCAUUUCUCCUUCCUAAGCGACCCAUUGAAGUAAUUUGUUUUUCUUAAAUUGGUGAUUUUUUGAGUGUAUGAUUGCUAUACAAUUUUAUUUUAUGGGUUUUUCUGUGUGUGUGUUGAAAAGCUUUAGUUUCAUAGAUUUUCGUAUUUGCAAUUGAAAAUUAUUGUUUACAUGCUUCAGAUCAAUAAUUUCCAAGUGUGAGUAAAUUCAACAUAGAUAGAAACAAAUUCAAUAUAGCUUUCUGUUAACCAAAUUCCAAAGUACUAAGAAACAUUAAGUUUAUGUUUGUUAUUGUGAUUUCUUGUGUAUUGGAUUUUACAGUUAAUUUUCUAGAGAUUUCUUCAUGUUGUAUAUGAAACCUUUAACAGUAACAGCAAUUCCUAAACAGUAAUUGUAUUGUUCCAUGCUUUAAUUCGGGGGAGGAAAUGGGAAGGUAUGGAGAAGGGGCAGGAAGGGAGAUAUGCUUUUGGGAAAAUAUGCUUUUCCGUUAACUUGCUUCAUUUUUUAGGUUUUCUACUCUGUCUCAUUUAAGGGAAAUGUCACAGUGCAAGUACUAGUGCUAUGGUGCUUUUAAAAAAAAACAGCAUUUUUUAUGUUUUAAUCGGUCACAAUAUUCAACAAAGAAUAAGAUCUGAAAUGUUAACAUGUAAGAUUAAUCCCCAAAUAAUUAAUUUUUAAAAUGAUGUAAUUUGUAUAGGGCAUAGCUCUUUAUUUAUAACUCUUAACAAUAUUUUAUAAAUCUGGUUGACUUUUGAUGUAUUUAAAAGGAUCUUUUUAAAUGGUGAUGAGGGACCAAAUCAUAUGACAGAUGUGCAAAGUAGAGAGAAAAGGUGAGAGAUAUUUGAGUGUUGGUAGAAUGAUUACAAGGUAAUAUACCAAUGAUGUAAUUUAUUAUUAAAUGGUGGUGUUAUUGUUCUUUUGUUAUUAUUAUUAUUAUUAUUUAUUAAUAUUAUUAUUAUUAUUAUUAAUGUUGGAGCAAGUGGUACAACAAGAAUUUAGACUUGCAAUUGAAUGAUCAAGGGUUUGAAUAAUAUGAGUCUGGCUACAUGUGCCUUUAGUAGUGUUAGUAUGGGUGUUUAAAAAAUAAUUAUAUAUUUAAAUUGGGGAACCUAAUCAGUAUUAAGAUUUUUUUCAUCUUAAGCCGGUUACUCACUGCGUGCAACGGCAACGCGACAAAGAAUGCAAAGACGCGGACCCAACGGAU
Anneissia japonica is the source of this 5207-nucleotide messenger RNA. RefSeq names its product serine/threonine-protein phosphatase 6 regulatory ankyrin repeat subunit A-like. Gene Ontology annotation, molecular function: protein binding. The record is from RefSeq and is a predicted model, not a curated record. Lineage: Eukaryota; Metazoa; Echinodermata; Crinoidea; Comatulida; Comatulidae.